UACAUUUAUUCUCAAGAGAUCCUCAAUCGCUACAAAUGUCAUCCGUUAAUAGCCUCCCACCGCUACCCAGCAACGUACCUUGCCCACCAAUACCAGGCCCCUACAACUACUCCGUCGGGCUUGUUUUGCGUGAAAAAGAUACACGGAAAAGACCCAAUCGUCUGCAUCUGCAAAGGUAAUUAACGGGCUUGAAAGUGAAACAAACCCUUCGCAGUCGCGUUCAGCUUGUUCUUCUAUUGAAAGUGGCCCGAGGAAGAUAGUGUUGAUUGGUUGAAAGUGAUCAUAGCAAAGUGCGUUUUGUGUAUCGUUGUCGAAGAGAAUAUUGAAAAGAAAUGCGAAGUAAAUACGGCCCAUUUUGCUGCAAUACGUAGAAAGAAGAAAAGUGCAUCCCAGUGCGUAGUGCGUAGUGCUUUCGUGUGGCAACAGUUUCCCAUUCCUGGGCCAAAUCACGGAAUCCCACUUCCUCUUAUCAGAGUAGAUAAAAAAGGAAGCUUUUACAAGAGGGAAAAGAUUGGUGCCCCGUGAGUAUUUGUGCGCGGCAGUGAAAGCUCGCAGCGAGAGAAAAAGGUAGAAAAUGUAGUGUUCGCAAGCAAAUCCGGAUCCGGUAGCAGAGCAAAUAAGCAAUCUGAUAGGUUAGCAGGGGGUUUCCUUUUGGCUGCAGAAAAACAACACCCGCAGCUAGACAGAAAUAACACCCCCGCGGUUCAGGGGGUGGUGGCGAAAAAAAACAAACCACCCUCACCACCCGCUCCCACCCAUCGCUCAAUGUAUCGGUCGUGGCAAACACGUAACCGCCGCAAGUGUAGACAGAUGGGGUGCCGCGGUGGAUUGUGCUAGAAAAUUGGUUUACCCGUCUGCGCGUACCAGCUUCGCCGGAGAAGAUGAGAAUCCGGCUGGUUAGGCUGCUAACCGAUGGGGUAUUUUCGCUGGCAUUUCUGAUGCUUCUGCUGCUGCUGCUGCUGCUGACGGCCACAACGACCAUCUGUACCAUAGUGUCAGCUAGUGUUAAUAAUAGCUCCACCAUUAAUCAAUCGUUCGCGCCGGAACGCGCCGGGCGCGGUACGUUAAGCUACAAUAGUUCCGAUCCGGUUCUUGGCGGUGGAUCGUGGACAGACGCUGGCAACCGGUCGUCGUCCACGUUCGAGCAGCCCGCAAAACCAUGCUGUGAUAGUAAUAGCACCGACCGGGCAUCCAGUCCAUCCGCCCGGACGCACCGUGUAGUGAUAGAAUUUUCCACCAAAAUCGUCCAGAAUGAGUACAUCGUGCAGUUCAACGGUUACUACAAACCGAAGGAGCGGGAGGGCUUUAUCCAAACCGCCCUGAACGGAUCGAAGGUACAGAAAUGGCGCAUCUUGCCACGCAACAAUCCGGCCCAAGAUUUCCCAAGCGAUUUCGACGUCCUGACGCUCGAGGAAGCGGUUGAAUUCGCGGACGAUGGACUGGCGUUGCUUCGUACGCAUCCCUCGAUUAAAAGCAUAUCACCGCAGCGCAUGGUCCACCGUGCGCUAAAGUACGUGCCGCUGCGACAAUCCGAACUCGAUUCCGCAAAUGAAGCCACCGAUGAAGAUGAAGACGGCGAGCAGGAGCCAGAACUACCAGAGCCGGAAAUCGAUCUGGACGACACGGAAACGAACGAUUUUAUCGAGUUCAUUCAAAAGCGUCGCUUAGCAACGGAAGAUUCGUCUCCAUCGCAACCAGCAGCAGCAGCAGCAACAGCACAACCACCACCACCCCCACCACCACCUCAAUCACCUAGCCGUCAUUCGAAUCGACGCCUGCUGCGUGCAAUUCCACGGCAAAUAACGGCCCUACUAAAAGCGGACGUCCUGUGGGGUAUGGGAAUCACCGGGCAGGGCGUUAAGGUGGCCGUAUUUGAUACCGGGCUUGCUAAAUCGCAUCCUCACUUCAAACGCAUCAAGGAGCGCACGAACUGGACGAACGAAAAAACGCUGGACGAUGGUGUGAGCCACGGUACGUUUGUGGCCGGCAUUAUUGCGUCGUCGAAGGAAUGUCUCGGGUUUGCACCGGAUGCGGAGUUGCACAUUUUUCGCGUCUUUACCAACAACCAGGUGUCGUACACAUCGUGGUUCCUGGAUGCGUUUAACUAUGCGAUACUGAAGAAGAUUAACGUGCUGAACCUGAGCAUCGGCGGACCGGAUUUUCUCGACCAACCGUUCGUGGACAAGGUGCUGGAGCUGUCGGCGAAUAAGGUGAUUAUGGUGUCGGCGAUCGGGAACGAUGGGCCACUGUACGGGACGCUCAACAAUCCGGGCGACCAGAUGGAUGUGAUCGGCGUCGGCGGGAUGGAUUAUGCGGACAAUAUAGCAAAGUUUAGCUCGCGCGGUAUGACCACGUGGGAGUUGCCGUACGGGUACGGGCGCCUAAAGCCGGACAUUGUGACGUACGGCAGUCAGGUGAAGGGGAGCAAUCUGAACGGAGGCUGUAAAUCACUUUCCGGCACGUCGGUGGCAUCGCCUAUGGUGGCCGGGGCGGUAACACUUAUCGCGAGCGGUGUGCUUGAUCGACCGGAAGUCGAUCUGAAUCCUGCCUCGAUGAAGCAGGCCCUCAUAGAAGGUGCGCAACGGUUGACGGAUAACAACAUGUUCGAGCAAGGGCACGGCAAGUUGAACAUUCUGAGAAGCAUGAAAGCGUUGGCAGCGUACCGGCCGAGGGUAACGCUUUCUCCAGCGUAUCUCGAUUUCACGGAGGAUUACAUGUGGCCGUACACAACGCAAAGCUUGUACUACAGCUCGAUGCCGGUCAUAGCGAACGUUACCAUUCUGAACGGGAUGGGUGUGAUCGGGCGCGUGAUCAACAGACCCACGUGGCAUCCGUACAGCAACGAACACGGCGAGCUGCUGAACGUUUCGAUUAGCUACUCGGAGCAGCUGUGGCCCUGGUCCGGUUGGAUGGCGGUACAUAUCGGUGUGAAUGAGGCUGGUCGUGGAUUCGAGGGCAUUGCCCAGGGUCACAUAACGCUUACGGUUCAAAGCCCUGCCGAGGGUGAAAACGAGCGGGAGCCACGUAACGGGACGGUCAGUUUCGCCAUCAAGGUGCGCAUCAUCCCGCAACCACCAAGACAGAAGCGUAUCCUUUGGGAUCAGUAUCACAGCCUUCGCUAUCCACCCGGGUAUCUGCCACGGGAUAAUCUUAAGAUCAAGUCCGACCCGCUAGACUGGCGAGCCGAUCACGUCCAUACCAACUUUAAGGACAUGUACACCCACCUGCGCAAUGCGGGCUAUUACGUGGAAGUCCUCGGCGCGCCCUACACCUGCUUCAACGCGUCCCAUUACGGCACACUGCUCGUCGUUGAUCCGGAGGAAGAAUUCUUCCCGGCGGAAAUCGCCAAACUGCGCGAGGACGUACUGGACCGGCAGCUGAGCGUGAUCGUGUUCGCCGACUGGUACAACACGUCCGUGAUGCGGCGAAUAAAAUUCUACGACGAAAACACCCGCCAAUGGUGGAUGCCGGACACGGGCGGAGCAAACGUGCCCGCGCUGAACGAUCUGCUGCGCGAGUUUGGAAUAGCCCUGGGCGACCGAGUUGCCGAUGGGUAUUUUGACAUGCGUGAUCAUCGAAUGUACUAUGCUUCCGGGGCGAACAUCGUUCGCUUUCCGGUCGGCGAAGGUACGAUCUUGAUCGAGCGGGAUCUGCUGGACGAAGGGCUCGCCAUAACGCAACCGGAUGAGUCGCGCUCGAAGGUACGGUCACGGACGGCAAUUUUAGGAAUGCUGCAGACGGACCGAAGGAUGUACGCAAGGUUGCAGCCGGCCACACCGAACCCGGAAGGUCCGCCCCUAGCUCCGCCGGAUGAAACGCUGGAAGAUUUGGAGCAGGAAAACGGCAAAAUCGACCGUGGGGCAAUCAUUAACAAGCGGAUCCUGCUAAGCGCCGCCGGGGGAGCGGACGUGGACGAGGACGAGGAGGUCCCGAACGAUGGUGGGGAGUUUAAUCGGGAUGAGGCAGCGAAUCGGAUCGACGCUGGGGAGGAACCACUGCCGGACGAUGAUCGCGAGGCGGACGACAUUGGGCAGCUGUUGCGUGAGCGAACGAAAGCGGCAGCACACAAGCAGCAGCAGCAGCAGCAGCAGCACAACUCCACCACGGCCCGGACGGCUAAUCGUCCCGAACUGACGGCCGGCGGAAGGAUCGCUCUGUACGGCGAUUCGAACUGUCUCGAUUCGACGCACCUGGAGAAGCCGUGCUUUUGGCUGUUGGAUUCAUUGCUGGAGUACACCAUGACCGCGCACGUGACGAGCCUGCUGCGAGAUCUUAACGUUACCCGGCAGACGGAACAAAUUGAAGAAAACGUGAAGCUACCUCAGCGAAUGCCGAACAACAAUCUGCACCUGUACUCGAAGGUCCUCGUACCGCACACCGGUGUGAAGCGACCGCUGCCCGCCUGCCAGCGGCUGGAAUGGGAGUAUCCGGUGACGCUAAACAUGUCCACACUAAACUUCGGCACCGGUCCCAACGAUCGUUUAAUCAUCCAGGAACAGCAGCAGCAGCAGCAACAGCAGCAGCAGCAGCUGCUGGUGGUCCAGCAGCGACAGCUCAAACAGGGACCACCCCAGCCGAUGUUGCCGCUCGUGGGCAACGAGCUCGUCUACAGCAGUCGCGGCCGUCGGUUGGAGAGUCAAAAGGGAAGCUCCGUACUGGGCGCUAACGACGAACCGGACGUACCCGGCUGGCGCAACAAGAAAACGGACAAAAUUCCCCCGAAUGCACCGCCGAACGUAUUUAAUGGCCCGUCCGGUGCAUCACCCACCGCCGGCACACCGAUGGCCGUCGGAGUGAAGAUUGUUCCGCUCGCCGGAGGCGGUGCCACCGGGGCCAGCGACUAUUACGCGGAAAAUCGUGGCAGUAAUCGGAAUGCGGGUCAAGGUCAAGGCACCGGCGGUGGGACUGUGGUUAGUGCGGGCCCCUUCCACUGGCUAACCGGAUCGAAGAGUGCGCUAAUGGUGGCGUUGCUUGUACUGCUGGCGCUGCUAAACUGGGUGCGCAAAACGAAGGGACUUACGAUCAAGCGACGGCUUAACUAUGUUUUCAAGAAGGUUGGCUUCUAAAGGAGCCAGAUGGAGCGAACCGUGUGUGUUUUUGUGUGCGGCUAUACCAAAACGAUGGAAUCGAUAGACACUAAGGCAUAAGGACUCGUUAGUCGGUAGAGGAGGAAAACACCGAUUGCGGAUAGGAUGUUGCUCAGAUGGAUAGUGCCUGGUCUGGCCCGCUCAAUGUUGUUUUAUGUUCUUGUUAUACUUUCUAACCUCUGUUUAAGUUCCCGUCAUCCGUCAAACACGUCCUAGCGGGUCCGUAGGCGGGUAAGGUUGUCUGAGAUGUUAUUGUCCGGUUAGCUCAUCGGUUAUAUUUAGUGUAGACGAAACGGUGCUGUUUUCUUUCGGUGUAUAGUCUUAGGUGGUAGGUUGUGUAGGUUUAUUUCUGUUUAGUUUUUGUGCAUGAAAAUGAUCCCCUUUGGUGACGCGCCUACUUCCAACCCGCGAGUAGUGACAAAGUUUUAUAAAAAUAAUUUUAAAACUUUAACAACUUAACCACCAAAUGUUGGGUAGUAGGUGUAAGGUAGCAAACAAAACAACAAAAAAACAGGGGGUGCCCUGUACAGUGUAUUAACGACGAUUAACAUACAUUAUGUCAAUCCGUAUACUCUCGCGCGUUUCCUAAUCCCACUCCCGGCAGGGAGUUGGCGGUUUGGAAAAAACGCGUCCGUGUUCCUGGUGGUGAUGCAUCGGUCGAGGUGAAGACAGUCGGGAAGGAACGCAACAAUAAAGAAGGAAAAUAUUUUUAUAUUUUUAUAAAUGAAAA
Anopheles stephensi (Asian malaria mosquito) is the source of this 5817-nucleotide messenger RNA. It is a transcript of the gene S1P, whose product is annotated as membrane-bound transcription factor site-1 protease. NCBI's taxonomy places the organism in Eukaryota, Metazoa, Arthropoda, Insecta, Diptera, Culicidae. The record is from RefSeq and is a predicted model, not a curated record. Gene Ontology annotation, biological process: proteolysis. The transcript has 4 exons. The coding region runs from base 882 to 5066 and encodes 1394 amino acids. Gene Ontology annotation, molecular function: serine-type endopeptidase activity. Gene Ontology annotation, cellular component: Golgi apparatus.